Zophobas morio is the source of this 1959-nucleotide messenger RNA. RefSeq names its product serendipity locus protein alpha-like. Gene Ontology annotation, molecular function: actin filament binding; beta-catenin binding. Gene Ontology annotation, cellular component: catenin complex; membrane; cytoplasm. NCBI's taxonomy places the organism in Eukaryota, Metazoa, Arthropoda, Insecta, Coleoptera, Tenebrionidae. The record is from RefSeq and is a predicted model, not a curated record. Gene Ontology annotation, biological process: cell-cell adhesion; cellularization; cell migration. The transcript has 7 exons. The coding region runs from base 32 to 1843 and encodes 603 amino acids.
AUGACUGUCACAUUCAAAACAAACCGAAACAAUGGUACUUUCGAAGCCUCAAAAUGUACAAAACGACCUACAAAGUGGAUUUUCGUCGUGUCAGAACUACAUACACACCCUUUUGAAUGUAACUUUCAACAGAAAUGACCUUUUGGACUGGUUUCAAGGGUUGUGCAGUUAUUUGACCACGAUUAUCGGCCUCAUAGGCAUGUACUACAAGCAAACAAGGGAUAAGGCAGCCCCCACACAGAACACAAUACUUUUAUACCUCACUCAAGUCCUUACAUCUUUGUCACUCCUGAUUAACACUUUCGUACUUGAAGAAGAGAUUGGGCUUGUCUUAACUGAAGCCCGUAAAUGUGUCGUAAAACAAAUUAGUUGUUGUUUAGAGUCCAUUGAAGUCUCCCUUAGUUGUACCCCAGCUGUCACUGACCCCUCCGGCAACUUCGUCAAGUGGAUGGACACCGCUUUAGAACGCGUGUCCGAAAUCACCCUCCACAACGGUAAAACCAAAGCCCUAGAAACCUACACCGAAACCCGCCAAAUCUUCGAAGAAGUCCUCUCCCACGCCAUGUCCAUCGCUCAAGUCUCCCUCCCCCAAGACAGCAAAAUCAUCCGCGGCAGCUGCCAGACCGUCCUCAACACCCUCGCCUCCCUGCAAACCGAACUCGACAACCCCACCACCAACCCAUCCAUGGUCCAUCUAUUCGUGGACGCCUGCAGCCACAAGCUCUGUCACCUCGAAAAAAAAGUCAACACGGCCGUGCUCAAACUGUGCCUUAAAACAUUCUCUCAAUUCACGGCCCCCUUGGAAAAAAUACGCAACUUUUGUUUCGACGGGGAGAAGGGGGUGGGGGACGAGUUGGACUCCCUGGUGGCGGACUUUGACCUGCACGUGGACCGCAUUAUGCAGAUUGGGUUGUUCGCGGUUUCGUGUUCUAGCGACUGCGCACGUGGGGUGAAAAUCAGGAGCUGUUUGGCGAGUUUGGAGGCGCUCGAGAGCGAGUUGGUGCCGAGUUUGACGGCGGUUUUGUUGGAAAAGUCGCCGCAUAAUCGGAAUUGUGCAGAGAUUUUGAUGAGACAUUGGCUGGAUCAAGCGGUGGCUUUGCAGAAAUUGAUUUUUUUGAUUAUUGAUCCGUUCGCCUUCUCACAAGUGAUAUAUGAAGAGGCGGCCGAAAUUGUUGACGUUUUGUCCAGCACUAUUAGGAAAAGCAGUAUGAUUGAGCAGAGAGACGUCGUUUCCCUCCUUGUCGUGACAAAAGUGUUACAAUCGUUCUUAAGCCAAUCCCAAAGCGAGUUCAGCGACAAUGAGGCAAACAAAGUCAAAACAAAACUCAAAGAUUACAACGAAGUUCUCGAGGAAGUGGAAACCGCCUCAAAGUUGCUACUUUCGGGCGACAACAACGACCCCGAAAACUCCAAACGGGUUUUAAAACGUUGUAAAAUACUUUUGAUUGUUUUGAAGCGCAUUUGGGUUUGUUUCGCCGACGAUGUUUUCGAAAAAAAUAAAAGUCAAGUCGUGGAAAAGCCGGUUUUGGAACUUCCGUCGAUUGACAGCUUGCAGCUACAACCAACGGGGAAUCCCUUCCUCGACCAUAUAAUCAAUCGAGGGAAACAAAUUCUGCAAGAGCGCAGCGUUUUGUAUCGGACUCCGAUUAAAAAAAAAACUGGGUCGGCUAAGGCUAUGAAAAGUCAACAAAUUCCACUGUCUAAACUCGUCCAUUUGCGUAAACUGAGUUUCGUUAACAUAACCUCGAAUGAACCAAGUCUCGACCUGCAAAUCACCGACAUCCUCAACGAAAUGACAACCCUAUCAACAUCGCUCAAACCCAACACCACCAAAACCAUCUAAGAAAGAAAACAAUUUAAUAAGUUACAAAUUGUACCACAGCAACGUAUGAUCCUGACACUGUUCAUAAGUUUUACAUUUUCGUUUAAAUACUAGCAGUAAUAAAGAAGUUUUCCCAA